This is a messenger RNA of Ceratina calcarata, 1126 nucleotides long. Its product is annotated as tetratricopeptide repeat protein 25. Gene Ontology annotation, molecular function: protein binding. Gene Ontology annotation, cellular component: cytoplasm. The transcript has 3 exons. The coding region runs from base 458 to 889 and encodes 143 amino acids. NCBI's taxonomy places the organism in Eukaryota, Metazoa, Arthropoda, Insecta, Hymenoptera, Apidae. The record is from RefSeq and is a predicted model, not a curated record.
AAUAAACAUUUUUAGUAAAUAAGAUGUUUUUAUAAAUAUUGAGAAAACAUUUUGAAUACUAGAAUAGCUUUAACAGAAAAUCCUAUUAAAAGUGUACCAAGUGUAUUAGCGAUUCGUUUAUCGGUAUCUCUAUCAGAACUCUCGGAAGGAAAAGGAAGACUUGUAGUCAUCUUUGUCCUCUGUUACUACUGUCAUAUUGAUUAGUCCUGAUUAUGAGGAGACAGAGUAGGGGGACAUUACAAUAAGUACAAGCAGAAAAGUUCGCGUCGUAAGUUACAAACUAAAGAUAGAACGAAAAAGUUUAUGUCGUCAAAGAAAACGAGAACUUAUACUCCAUAAUCCGUCGAACGAAACAUUGAAUAUGAAAAUGUGUUCUGUGUAGGAAUAUGAAAUACCCCCUAUAGAGAAAGUUGCUUUCUUAAACGAAGAUUGGAAUUCAUAUGGGUUCUGAAUCGGUAUGAUAAAUAACCGUAAACAGAAACUGCAAAAAUGUUUUGCUUCGUUGGAAAAAAAAUUAUUAGUAAACGAAGCAAUGGUCCAUGUAAAAAAUGGACACUAUUAUAAAGCCAUGUGUUUAUACAAUAAAGCGUUGAAUCUUGAACCGAAUGAUAAUAAUGCACUGAUAGCACGAAGUAAAUGUCACCUUUUAUUAGGGCAGCCACAAAAAGCAUUGGAGGAUGCUCAAAAUGCAUUACAGCAUAAAAUGAAGAAUGCCAAUACAGCAAACGCAAUGUAUUGUAAAGCAGAAGCUUUGUAUCACCUUGGGGAUUAUGAAAUGAGCCUUGUAUAUUAUUAUCGUGGCAUGAGAAUCCGACCGGAAUACGGACAAUUUCGUCUUGGCGUUCAAAAAGCGAAGGACGCAAUACAAAACAUAUUGCACAAAAAUUAAGUAAUAUUAGCUGUGAAAUACUUACGUUUAUAUCUAAAAAUUAUAUUAUAUUUAUCACACAUACUUACAUCCUUAACCUAACUUUGUGGUAGUUAUAUUUACCCAUGUAUUUACAUUUACUUAUACGUGCAUAUAUGUGUGUAUUUUAUUCGUGUUUAUGGGUAUGAACGUAUGAAGUUCACGUGGGUGUAAGUUUCUUUGUUAUAAUUAUUGAAAUAAACAUUUUAAAACAUUUAA